AUGGAAGCUGCAGCCAUGCAGCUUGCGACAGCGCUCCUGUCAAAGACUUGGAGUGGAUCGUCCAUGCUUAAGGGUGUUUCCUCUGCCCUUGAGACUGUCAAGACUGAGCUCCCAGAGUCCGAGACAGAACUCCAGCAGAUGAUAAAGGCUUCAAAGGGUUUUGGAUCAGAACUCGAAGAUCAGAUGAAGGACGGGGCCCAACCUCGUGCCCAAGACGGCCCUUUGACGACAGAUGGCUAUGACAUCUUGGAAGUCGAAGACAGUGCGAUGAAGAAGAGAUUGCAAAGCUUUAUGGACACACCCAAGAAAGACGAGCGUGAACACAUGCUGGAGCUUCUUCGGCAACAGCAGCGACUUAUUGCUCGACUUCAAAAGUCAUCCAAGCAGAUGAGCCCUGCCAAGACCCCCAAGACCAAGAGGAAACCACUGAAACUCUUUAGUGCCUGGCACACCGUCUCUGUGGAGGAGCAACCUGCCGAGCGAGAUGAGAAGUUCUGGAACAGGAUGCGAUCCAAGGUGAAUCGCUUGUGUGACCGAACGAAAUCGGGCAAGCUUCAGGUCAGCGACGACAUCCACAAGAUGUGGAAGGAAGCAGGAUCGGUUCGGGACAAUCUGAUUUUGCUCAUGGCUGAUGCAAAUGGGGAUCGUGCAACCAGACAGCAUGCAACCAUGGGUCAGUUCAUCCGCAAAGUGGAUCUGUACCGUGAGCAGCAGAAGUUUCGCGAGCAAGUCACGGAGGGGGCCUUCUACACGGAGGUGGACCUCAAAAGGAAAAGAGUGGCUGGUAUCAUCGAGCUGUGCGAGAAAACUCCCGGUCACGUGCGGACAAGCAAGUACGAUGGCGAGAAGGAGUACUGGUAUGAUCACACCACCCGUGGGGCACGGGGCACCAGGGACACGGAGGGUCUCAGAGAUUCCACCAGUGCCAGCGGAGCUGUUGAUAGCUUCGAGCAGAGUGCCAAGUCAAGCGACCCGCAUAAGAAUUGGGACCUCUCACAGCUUGGUAGCUGUGCAGUAAAGGACAGCCUCCAAAGGCACAUGAACGAGGCGGUCACCGCGAGGGACAAGCUGCUGAAGUUCACAGAACGAUUGGAUCGUGAUGAUGCAUCAGUGCAAGCCUCUGCCAAGCAUGUGGCCACCAUCGCGGAGGCCUUUGCGACCCAGGAUAAUGACUGCAAGGCGCUACGAGAUUUGGGUGGAGCCCCGAAAUCUGAUGCUGAAAAAUCCUUGCAAAAGACCCUCCGAAAGUGGGACCUCACUCUGAAUGUGCCCUGGACAUAUCAGCAGUUAUCUGAAGAUUGCUCUGUUCCGAUGCUUAUGCCGUCUGACUACCUUACCACUCUGGUCGAGAAGGGCUACCUGCACAAACUGCUAGGCUCAGAACGACUUCGAGAGUUUUGGAGCAACUACGCUAAGGAGGAGCCAAACCAUGAAUUGUUCCAGCACGACUUCUUGGAUUUUGGGCAGCUAGACUUCGAGCGACUUUAUUACGGAGGCCUGGAUAUUGGAAACGGUCGUGUGCUGCGCUUUAUCCCCUUGGGGCUCAAAGGAGACCUCCCAUUCCUUUCGAAGAGUGGUCACCUGACCCGCACCUUCCUGCACAUACGCAAGGGGCCGGCAGGCCCCAAAUCGAAACCCCUUACGGGCUGCUGUUGGCUUUGUCAUGCUGGGACUGAUCAGUAUGACUUUGAAGAUCUCGGCUCUGAGCCGGCGUGGCUUGCCACAACAGGGCCACACAAUCCGCCACCAUGGGAUGCUGUGCCUCCUUUCUUUGACCAUGUGGCACAUGUCGUGGAAGACAAAGCAUCGUUUUUUACAUUGGAUGUCCUACACAUAUACCAUCUUGGUGUGGGUCGCGAUUUUGGCGCCAGCGCCCUCGUUGUUGCUUUGGGUCUGUACGGCCGUGGGUCCGUCCCGGAGGCGCUCGAUGAUUUGAAUGCAGACUUGCGGCGUUUCUUGAAGUCCAGUGGGAAAUCUGUGCACUUCCGGUCUCUGACGAGAGACCUUCUCGGUUUUUCGUCAGAGACCACAUUUCCUGUGGGACAUUGGAGCAAAGCGAUGGAUACACCGAUCCUCGUCGCGUUUGCUGCUUGGGUCUUGCAGCAGCGCGGCGGGGACGGUGUUCUAUUGCACCAAGUUCUGAUUUCUGGCUCUGGCGCGAUUGAGCUCUUCAUGAAGACCCUCUUGCAGGCCUCCCUCUGGCUUGACAGGCGCCAGGCUACAAUCGCUGGUCGGGCGGGGAUCCAAUUUCUUGCUCGUUAUCAAAAGGCUGCCCAGCUCUCCUAUGCUGAGCAGGCGAGUGUCACCGAGGAUGCUGUGUUUGCGAACUAUCCAGAGGUAUCUUUUGGCGACUCGUCUGGAGAUGGUUUCCUCUCCAACGACAUCGCAGUUCCAGCUCUCUCCGGCGGGCUGCGGCAGCUGCCUUGUGGUCCUCGGAAAGCCGUACUUUGCGAACGCUGUGGAUGCACGCGCCGCUUCGACGCCUUCGGAGAACGCCACUGCUGGUGCGACUCCUGCUGGGAAGGCUGUUGGCGACCGCGGCACGGCCCUUGCAAGGUCUGUGGCUGCUCCCGCGCCUUCGACAACUAUGGAGACCGUAUUUGCUGGUGUGACUCCUGCUGGCCGGGCUGUCAAGCGAAUGACAUGGAUGACUGCGUGCCGCCCACCGAGCUGGCGGGCUGCCGCUGCGGCCGCCGCGGCUGUCCGGGAGACGCCUGGGAUGCAACGGACAUGACAAAGCCCAUCAUCAUCAAAGAGUCCACAGCUGCCGGCUUUAUGGCUUUCUUGCAAGGCCUGUGUCCAAAAGCCCGUGGCCUGUCCCUCCGACAGCGCAGGCACCCCUUCGCGUUGCCGCUCUGCGCGCUUCCUGCAGCCCUGCCGGGACUGCGCCAGCUGCGCAUCACGGCGGAUCUGAGCAGCUUCUGGGAUUCCAGCGAAGUCUUCGGCCAAGUCGCCGGGAAUCUGGAGGAACUUGUGCUGGAAGACCCAGCUUUGCGGUCACAAGCCCAGAUCCGGUUCAGCGGACUCGCGAAGCUGCGCACUCUCCGUCGGCUCCGGCUUCACUUGCAGCCCAUGGUAAGCUACUCCGAUCUGUUGCUCUUGGCCACUGGCUGCCAGUGCUUGGAGGAGCUUAGCCUCUCCACACUCGAGAUGCCCUCGGGCUCUGGAGUGCUGCAGGGCGUGAGUCUCUUCCGGAAGCUCAGAUGCUUCAAGAUGUUGAGGCAGUCGAACGCAAUCGUCGACGCAUCGUUUCUGGCCUCGGUCUGGCGGCUAUGUCCGGCACUGCAGACGCUGUGGGUGCUGCAGUGCGCUGGUCGCCGUCUUUGCUUCCGGGAGGUCCUCGCAGUGAGCCAGCUGGGCCCUGGUCCUACAUCGCUCGUCGUACUCCCGGAGGAGCCCUACUUCGGAGCUUCGCGGCUCUGUCGGAGGCCGUCAGCCAAGCUCGAGCGCUCCAUUGCAGCCCUUCGACAGGCCGACAUCGACCUCGGGGACCCAUGCUCGCCACUCUUCCGUGAGGAGUACACCCAGCACGAGUGGGUGGAAUUGCUUCGCCGGUUUCUCCGGCCCCGACAAGUCCGCGAUGACACCACCAGUGACGGCGAGACGGAUGGCGAGGGCUGGCCCAACGAAGAAGACUUCACAGCGUUCGACUCCGACGGCAGUGUGGGGACCUUCUACUCGGACUUCAGCGACUUCUCGCGUUGA
Symbiodinium sp. CCMP2592 is the source of this 3705-nucleotide messenger RNA. The record is from the annotation of a GenBank genome assembly. Lineage: Eukaryota; Dinophyceae; Suessiales; Symbiodiniaceae.